Molecule: messenger RNA, 1685 nt
Organism: Closterium sp. NIES-67
Lineage: Eukaryota; Viridiplantae; Streptophyta; Zygnematophyceae; Desmidiales; Closteriaceae
Source: the annotation of a GenBank genome assembly
AUUAGGUAAGGACUCCAAAGCUCUAUAAGUACAUGGCAAGCUGAGAGAGAAUGGAUGAAGGGGGAAUCGGAGAGAAUCCCCACUGGGAUCUCCAGAAUCUCCAAUCGGGUAAUUGGAGAUUGAGGGGGUCACAAUUGUGUGAGGUUGGGAUUUUGUGAGUACACCCCAACCCACUAGAACAUUCUUAACAUAAACUAGUAUAUAAAAGUACAAAUACAAAAAUGGGAUUUGCAAUCUAUUUUUAACACACCCCCACGAACUGCAAAUCCGGUCAAGGAGCACAUAGCCCCAUGGAACGGAGAAGGCGAUGGUGGUCAGCCUUGUCGAGAGCCUUGGUAAAGAGGUCGACGAUGUUGCAAUCUGGGGCGAUGUACCGUACCGUCAGCUGGUCACUCUGAACAAGAUCUCGGAUGAAGAAAUGACGAAGUUCAAUGUGCUUGGUGUGAGAGUGGAACACAGGAUCCUUGGUGAGAUGAAUGGCGCUCUGGUUGUCACACCACAGGGUGGGCGACUGCUGGGGGUAGCCUAACUCAGCGAGGAGAAAGGAGAGCCAGCGUGCCUCUUGAGCAGUCAUUGUGCCUGCGUAGAGCUCGGCCUCGCAGAACGACAGGGAGACUGUAGAGGAUCGAGUAGAGGGCAAGCUGAUAACUCCGCUACCAAGAGUGAAGCAGUACCCUUGGAAGGAGCGUCUGUCAGUCUGGUCAUUGGCCCAUGAGGAGUCUGUGUAUCCUUCGAGCUUGACUAGAGAGGUACCACCGAGAGUGAGGAUGUGAGAUUUGGUGGCUUGUAGAUAGCGAAGGACCCUCUUGGCUGCAGACCAAUGGGAGGCAGUGUAGCGUCCGGGGAGAUAUACCGAGAGAGAACACUAACCGGGUAAGCCAAGCCUGGUCGAAUGCACAUCAUGGCAUACAUGAGUGAACCGACUAGCUCUGGGUACGGGUCCUUGCAGGCGUCAGGAGAAGGAACUGGAGGGGCCGUGAGCUGAUGCUGUAGUGGGAGUGGAGUGGAGACAGAGUUACUGGAGUCCAUGUAAAAGAGCGCGCGGAGUUGGGAGCUUGGCCGUGGGCGAGAAGAUUUCGAAGAAGUCGAGAUACUCUUUCUGGGUGAAACCCUUAGCCACGUAUCGUGCCUUGAACAGUGGAGCUUCACCUGGGAGUUGUUUGACUCGAAAGAUCCAUUUUCCGCCGACGAUGUUAACACCGGAAGGGGGAACGACAUCGUCAAACCUAUUGUUGCGAAUGAACGCCUCGUUCUCCCCAUCCAUUGCUGCCUUCCACUCCUUAUAAGGCCCCUAGAGAGCUUCCUCUUUUGUGCCAGGAGUCGGAACUGUCGGGUUCUCCGUGAAGUUGAAGGAAGGGCAGUUAGUAAUGUCCAGGAAGAUGUGAGAGAGAAAUUGGCAGAACGUGUGAAGGUUAAACAACUCCUCAUGCCUGUCCUCCAGAAGUGCACAGAGGGGAUUAGGGAUGGAGGGGACAUCACCCCCGGCAGGAGGAGGCGGGUGACCGAACACCGGAUGGAGAAGGCGGUUGGUCCCCAGGCGAGAGGCGGAGCCGAUCCCUUGGAACGAGUGCGACUAGAGACCGGAGACGAAGGCGGCUGUGGUGGGACCAGAGGGACAGGGCGCCUCUUUCAGAAACUGAGAACUUGAUUGAUUGAAAUGAGCAAGAGCAUACAUCCUUAAGUAC